AUGCUGCUUUUGGAACACUAUGAGGUCGACGCCAGCUCUCUGGGCGCAGUGGCCCCCAUGGCCGGCCUGUUGCAGUGCGCGGCAAAGGAGCCGGCGGGCGUCGCGUUCCACACUACUGUCCUGCGCCAGCAGGGCCUGCUAGUGGACAAGGAGGAGGACAGCACCUUGAACGCCGGCGCGGGCGAGGCAGCCGAGUCAUCGCGGCCGUUGUCAGCCGGCGGCGCCGACGCUGAUCUGCAGCCGCCGCCGGGCGUCAGCUGGAAGCGCUCCAAGGCGAAGCAGAAGGGGGACAAGAAGAAGAAGGACUCAGACUACUACGCGCUGCUGGGGCUGCAGAACGAGCGGUGGACCGCCACGGACCAGCAAAUUAAGCUCGGUGGGGAGGCGUAUGAGGUGCUGUCUGACCCGGCCAAGAGGCGCGAAUAUGACUCAACCGACGAGUUUGACGACACGCUGCCGACUAGCUGCGCAGCGGCUGACUUUUUCAAGGUGUUUGGCCCGGCUUUCCGCCGCAACUCGCGCUGGAGUGUGGACCGCGCAGUGCCAGACGUGGGCAGCCUAGACACCCCAUGGUCCGAGGUGUCAGCGUUCUAUGACUUUUGGUACAGCUUCAAGUCGUGGCGCGAGUUCCCUCACCCAGACGAGGAAGACGUGGAGUCGGCAGAGAGCAGGGAGCACCGCCGCUGGAUUGAGCGGAUCAAUUCCAAGCUGCGUGAGAAGGGGAAGAAGGAGGAGGCCAAGAGGCUGCGGGAGUUUGUGGACGCCGCCUACCGCAUCGACCCCCGCAUUGCAGCGCGGAAGGAUCUGGAGCGGCUCGAGAGGGAGCGGAAAAAGGCCGAGAAGGAAGAUGCAAAGCGGCUGCAGCGUGAAGAGGAGGAGAGGAAGAAGGCCGAGGAGGACGCAAGGAGGCGCGAGGAGGAGGAGGAGGCCAAGCGCAAUGCCGCUGAGGCCAAGCGUCAGCGCGAGGCGGACAAAAAGCUGCUGAAGCGGGAGCGGCAGCGCCUGCGCGCCCUGGUGGAUGGCGGCGGUGGCGCUGGGCGGCUGCUUGGGGAAGACGAGACUGAGAAGCUUUGCCAGGGCCUCGACACGGCGGCGCUGGCGGCCCUCUGCGAGGCUGCGAGCGCAAAGGGUCUGUCCUCGGAGCAGCAGCGCGGGGUGCUGGAGGCGCAGUUGGAGGAGAUGCGGCGUGGGGAAGCGUCAGCGGCGGAAGAGCGGGAGCGGCAAAAGGAGUUGGCAGCAGCCGCACUCAAGGACAUAGCCAAGCGCGAUCACGAGCGGCGCAUGGCCAGCAUGAGUGAGUGGACAGACGAGGAGCUGCGGCUGCUGGACAAGGCCUGCACCAAGUUCCCCAUGGGCACGCCAAGGAGGUGGGAGGCUGUUGCGGCGUACGUUCGCACGCGGCCGCUCGAUGAGGUGUUGCUGAUGGUCAAGGAGCGGCAGGGCGCUGCUUCCAACAGGCUGCGGCAGCAGGAGGACUGGAAGGGCGCCGCCAAGAAGCGCGCGGAGGUCACGUCUGAGGCGGACCUGCGCUGCAUGGCCUUCACUGACGUGGAGGUCAGCGUGCUGGCAGAGGGGACUGCGGCGGCCACACAGCAGCAGACGGCCGCCGCCACAUCCAGCAGCAGCAUCGCAGGGCCCGGCCCUGGCAAGGGUGCUGGCAGCGGCGGCAGUAAGGGGGGCGCGGCCGAAAACGCUGCAGCGGCGGGCACCGGCAAUGGCAGCGGCGUCGGCGCCAAGCCCAAGAAGGUGGUUUCUGCCGACUCGGGGGAGUGGAACGAGGCGCAGGAACUGGCGCUUGUGCAGGGGCUGAAGCAGUUUGGAAAAGAGCUGCCGGACAGGUGGGAGCGCAUCGCGGGCGUGGUGCAGGGCAAGAGCAAGGCGCAGUGCUUCAAGCGGUUCAAGGAGCUGAAGGACGCCUUCAAGGCCAAGAAGACAGAGGCGUGA
Molecule: messenger RNA, 1944 nt
Organism: Monoraphidium neglectum
Lineage: Eukaryota; Viridiplantae; Chlorophyta; Chlorophyceae; Sphaeropleales; Selenastraceae
Product: putative DnaJ subfamily C member 2
Exons: 10
Coding region: 1-1944 (647 amino acids)
Biological process (GO): 'de novo' cotranslational protein folding; regulation of translational fidelity
Cellular component (GO): cytosol
Molecular function (GO): Hsp70 protein binding; ribosome binding
Source: RefSeq, a predicted model, not a curated record